AUGGUUCUUAUUGAUUUUAAUUAUUUUUAGGCAAUUACUUUUAAGAAGCAAAUCAGUUAGUAGGAGGAGUUUAAUCUAUGCAUGCAGCAUUGGUCUUAAAGAAUUACUAUAUGCCCGAUUUGGCAUCAUAAGUUAUAACAUGUGAUAUAUCUUUUGAGUUUUGCUUUGGGAAGGUGCUUUAGGAUAGAAAAAGAUUAAGUGAAAAUAGGUUAAUUAUUCAAAAAAGUUUCUAAAAUUAAACUAUUUUAUGAAUUAGAAGCCAUAUGUCUAAAGAAAAACAUUAACUUUGGAUUCACAAUACUGAAAUUACCUGAUAAAAAAUGGCUUACAAAUGUUCUAUUUACACUAAAUGAAUAGAGCCCAAUUUUCGAUCACUACUAAGAUGCAGACAAAGUAGUUGGCUUGACAAAAGAUGAUGUAGUGUAAUAUAUGAGCUAAUAAAAGUUUAUUAAAAUCUUUGGAUAAUACUUUAGGAAGAAAAAAAUCUAUGAAGUUCUUUAAAAGAACUCAUAAGCAGGUGGAAGAAAAGAAAGUGAAAAUAGCCAAAUAAAAAUUAAAUAAUGUGAAAACUAGACUUAUUAGAAAGAAAGAAGAGUCAGAAAGAAUUGAAUAAGGAAUUAGGGCACUUCCAUAUAAAAUUUAGGAAAUCAUUUAGCCAUAGUAAUCAAUAUAAGAUGCACCUAUUUUAAAAAAAUAGUAAAAACAAUGA
Paramecium pentaurelia is the source of this 709-nucleotide messenger RNA. The record is from the annotation of a GenBank genome assembly. Lineage: Eukaryota; Ciliophora; Oligohymenophorea; Peniculida; Parameciidae.